GUUAUUCGUUCGGUUCAAAAUAUCCGAGUCGGAGUCUGACAGACAGGAGCUCAGUUUCAGAUGUCGGUGGCUCUGCAGAUUCAGAUUCCCCCCGUGUGGUCUCCUUCAUCGCCCUCAUGUUCUUAUUCUUCCAGUUAUCAAUGUCGAGCUUCUCCUUUGCGAGUCAAUUGCUGCUCGCGGUCGGUCGUGGUGCAGGAAGCUCUUCCGUCUCAAACUAAGUCGCCGUCGCCGUCGCCGCCUCCGAAUGUGCCGCCUGCAGCUGGACCUGAUGAGGAUGGGCGUGAUGGUGCGACGGCAGAAGGUUUUGGUAGUCGUUCUGGUAUAAAGGUACCGAGGCAAAGACACAUAUCGGUUUCUAAGUCCGAGCUAUUGGAUGCCAUUGUCUCCGGCUUGUUCCCCUCGCAAGAGGAGGCUCGACAAUUUCUCUCUCUAUCCCAAUGCUUGGAUUUGAUUCUUCACGCUGAACACAAAACCAUUCUGGAGGAAAUGCGAGCGGACUUUGAUGUUGCUCUUUCUGGAAGGAGUAGCACCUUCAGCCUUGAUGAUUUCCAAUCCAUUAGAAGAAAAAUUGUGGUCAAUCAGGAUUCUGGUUCUUGCAAGAAUAAUAGCAAUGAAAAGGAACAAGAAUAUAAGUCUGAGGCAUCGACAUCGUCUGAUUUUACUCUUGAUUUUGUUCAAUUUCUGGACUUCUCUUUCGACGUUGCCAAGAAAAAUCUUAUCAAGAGUUCUAGAGUCCCCAUCCCAAGCCGUUUUCAACGCACUUUCAUGAAGCUGCUUUCUAAUGCUGAGUUUGAAGAGUUGUCUACUAGAGAUUUGAUAUUGGCCUCUGCACUGAAUACAGACUAUCUCCUUACAGUGCCUAUUUAUGUUGACUGGAAAAAAGCAUCUGAGUCCAGUACUAUUAUAUUCAGGAGGGGAUAUGCCAUGGAGAGACAAGAGGGUUUGUUAAUUGGUGAGAAACUGGAUUACUUACAAUCAAAGUUGCUGCAGAGUGUUUUUUUCCCGCUUAUUGGUAAACCUUUGGGAAAAAUUUGUGUCUGGUUGAAUGAGGUUUUCAAUAGCAUUGUUCAGAAACAGGACCCUGAACUUAUGGAAAAUAAAUUUAUGAUUUGGCUUAAGGAGUUGUCCCUUUAUCUUAAACCUCAAACCUAUGAUGAACAAAUAGCAGGCAACCUUAAAGGAUUGGACACGCUGUCAAGUGACUUUCCAAUUUGGGUUGCAGCACAGAAAGCAGUAACUCGUUAUGAAGGAAUUUUAAAAGUAGUUGGGCCUCGUGAGAAGCUAUUCAGGAAGUUUCUUGCAUGGAUUGGCCUAGUGCCCUCAACUCCUAAGCAAUCAAUUGACUUGGAUAUGGAUAAUUAUGAGUCUGAAGCCAAAUUAAGCUCAAGUUUCUUAUCAAGGAUAUCACUUAGUGAUAUAUGGAAGCCUGCAUCUCCUAAAUAUUGUGGAAAUGACGUUAGGAAGAUGUUAAGAACUGCCAUUUCUAUUCUCUUCUCACAAUCCAUUCUUCAGGAACCCGCAUUCCAAGAGUUAAUCUUGUUAUACACUGAAGAAAAUGGAGAAAGGGAGACUACAAAUCAAACUGAGGUGCCUUCAUUGCAAAUGAAAAUUUAUGAGAAAAUUCCUAUUCCUGAUUUGCCGGUUGUCUUUCCUCACAAGAAGCUGUCUUUCCGCAUACUUGACACGGUACGCCUGGAUGCUGCAUCAAUAUUGGGACUCUUGGCUUAUUUCUUCAGUUAUAAAUUUGAAGAUAUUUUAUCAUCCCCGUCUGCAAUAAUCUUAGAUUUUAUUGCCGCUACUGCCCUUGUGAUUUAUGUGUUUCGAGUAGUUUUGGGCUACAAACUAACAAGGGAUAGAUACCAGCUUCUGGUGAACAGGACACUAUAUGAGAAAACAGUAGCAAGUGGGUUUGGUUCCAUUCAUUUUCUCCUCGAUGCUUCUGAACAGCAGCUGUACAAAGAAGCUAUUUUGGCAUAUGCAAUGCUACUUAAAGCUGAGAAUAGCCAGGAGGGGACAUGCGCAAGAAGUGUUGGAGAGAAGUGCGAGCAGUUUCUCGACAAUGUCUUCCAAGAAAAGAUGGAGAUGCCGAUAGAGAAGGCAAUGAAGACACUGAAGAGGCUGGGGCUUGCUGUGGACAAGGUGGCCGUUGGCGGACACAUUGUGGUGCAGGCUGUGCCCUUUUCUGAAGCUCUUACUCUUCUCCAAAACCUUUGGAACACUCUCAUUUAGGAGUACUUGCUUAGCUUAUUGGGUGCUUGUAUUGUGCCCCCAUUUUGUCAAUCAAGUAUGUUCCUUCACCUCCAUUUUAACAAUAUAAGUAUUAAAUAGUAUUCCAAAAUAAAUGAUACCUUUAAAUAAUGAAGAAGAAGAUGAAGUUAAUUCUA
Messenger RNA from Andrographis paniculata, 2384 nucleotides. RefSeq lists its product as uncharacterized. The record is from RefSeq and is a predicted model, not a curated record. Lineage: Eukaryota; Viridiplantae; Streptophyta; Magnoliopsida; Lamiales; Acanthaceae. The transcript has 14 exons. Bases 61 to 2229 code for a protein of 722 amino acids.